Molecule: messenger RNA, 1998 nt
Organism: Arabidopsis thaliana (thale cress)
Lineage: Eukaryota; Viridiplantae; Streptophyta; Magnoliopsida; Brassicales; Brassicaceae
Product: S-adenosyl-L-methionine-dependent methyltransferases superfamily protein
Exons: 11
Coding region: 52-1200 (382 amino acids)
Source: RefSeq, marked reviewed
CUUUUGGCGGCGGAAACUAGAAUCGUUGCUGCUACUCAGGUCAUCGGGAUAAUGAAGAGCAAUAAGUUUUCUUGCAAAACGAGAGCCGAAACCCUAGAAUGGAUCACAGCCAUUAUCGAUUUCCUUAAACCGUUUUCUUUCCUAAUCAAUGCUCACGUUGUCAAUUUCUUCAAGGAUAAGCAAUGGGAAGCUGUUAAUGAGGAAUGGAUGAGUUGCUUAAAGGAUGAGAAGCCGGAAAAUAUUCUUCUUAUUCCCUCCGGUGGUGUCCAGGAUCACUGGCCUGCUUCACUAAAGAAAUUUGUUCACACGUUGAGGUCUCUAUCGUUUCCUCGAGAGCAAGCGGAUUUACAGGCGAUACUCGCAGACGUGGAUAUGGUACCUCUUAGCACCGUUCUUUCACAGGGCAUGAAUCUUAAGAAAAAACAUGAGGUUGAAGUUCUUUCCUCUGUUGUUAGCUCAGUUGUUAAGAGUGUUGGAGCUCCUACUGUUGUUGAUGUCGGUGCUGGCCAGGGUUAUCUAGCGCAGGUUCUCUCUUUCCAAUAUAAGCACUCAGUGGUUGCAAUCGAUUCUUCCUCUCAUCAUGGAAAGGUAACAGAUGCACGCGCAGCACGCAUAAAAAAGCAUUUUGCAGCACAGAUGCGUAAAUCUGGUUCAGGAAACAAGUGCCCAGAUGUUCCAAUGACGAUUACAUGCCGUGUUUUAUCCACAGAAAUGUUGAAGGCCUUGACUGAUGUUCAUCUGGAGAAGGAUGAGACGGAUUCUAGUGGAAGUGCAUUGAAUGAAGAAGGUCAAAGCAGAUCACAAUCAUCAAGUGAUGCAAACAGAUCGUGUUCACUUGUUCUUGCUGGCCUUCAUGCAUGUGGAGAUCUAUCAGUUACAAUGCUAAGGACUUUUAUGGAGUGUGAAGAAGUUAAAGCAUUAGUGAGCAUUGGCUGUUGUUACAACUUAUUAUCUGAAAAAAGUAGUGAGGAUUCUUGUUCCAAAUGUGGCUAUCCGAUGAGCGCUGGUCUCAGAUCCUUGGGCUUUUCCCUUGGCAAAAAUGCCCGUGAUUUAGCUUGUCAGAGUGCUGAGAGAUGGAGCAGUUUAGGAGAAGAUGCUGGUCUGCAGAAUUUCGAGUUGCAUUCUUUUCGUGCUGCUUUCCAAAUGGUAAUAUGGUUUUUGGUUAUGUGGUUUCUUCCAAGAUCUGUGACUAGUUGUUAAUAGAAUCUUAACUUAUAGUGAUUGUCUUUAAGAAGUAAAAACCUAAUUACCCUUUGAAGGUUCUGUCAAAACAUUAUCCAGAGGUUUUGGCGACAAGUCCAUCCAUUGGGCGCCAAGGUAAGGCAUUCCGUCGUCAACAGCAACGAAAAUCCCUUGAAACUCCAGCAGCAGUAGAUACAACUAGGAAAGACACGGUUGACAAGAAACCCAUGAGGCAGACAAGCUUGAAUUCCGACAUGUGUUCUUCUUUUGAGAAGUUCUGCUUGUCAGCAUUUUCCCGCUUGAAUCUAGAACACCCUCGAGAUCUCGACCUGAAUGCCACAUGGAAUGAAGCUGAUGCAUUCACUGAACUGAUAGGGCCUUACUGGUCUAUUCGAGCCGCAUUAGGACCAGUGCUUGAGACAUUGAUCUUGCUUGAUAGACUUAUGUUCCUCCAAGAACAAGGAGACUCCAUAAAAGUGGUUAUGCUUCCCAUCUUUGAUCCCACCAUCUCACCUAGGAAUGUGGCCAUUAUUGCUAGAAGACUUUGACCCUAAAGCUUAUAAGCCCUCUUUUGAUCCUUCUUAAAAAUUUCCUCUUUUGAUCCUUCUUAAAAAUUUGGGUAAUGUGUGAAAUGUUUUUCUGUUGGAACUGACGUUGAAAGUUUUAUGCAUUGGGUUUCAUUUAUCAAACUACAUUUUGCAGUGAAGAGAACUCAUCUAAAGAGUAGUAUAAGAUUAAGCACUCUGCUUUUACCGUUACCCAUAUUUCGUAGUGUGAACAGAGUACCAUUUCUUCCUUGUCGUUCGUGACGAACAA